Thamnophis elegans (Western terrestrial garter snake) is the source of this 2424-nucleotide messenger RNA. It is a transcript of the gene POLD2, whose product is annotated as DNA polymerase delta 2, accessory subunit. Bases 363 to 1778 code for a protein of 471 amino acids. Gene Ontology annotation, cellular component: delta DNA polymerase complex. The record is from RefSeq and is a predicted model, not a curated record. Gene Ontology annotation, biological process: DNA strand elongation involved in DNA replication; DNA replication. The transcript has 11 exons. NCBI's taxonomy places the organism in Eukaryota, Metazoa, Chordata, Lepidosauria, Squamata, Natricidae. Gene Ontology annotation, molecular function: DNA binding.
CACUCCCUGCCUGGAUUCGGCGCGCUUUUCCUCUUGGUCCUCCCGGGUUUCUGCGCGGGACGCGGGCUCGAUCGGCGUGAAGGAGCCGCUGACUGCUGGCUUUUGACGGGGGAGACUCCCUUUUCCUCCGGGUCAGCGCUUGAAGCGGGGGGGGGGAGGAGAGGGCGUGAAUUUGUAUGGCAGGUGGGGAUACGGCAGGUGAAGCACCCGGGUGAGGGAAGGGAAGGUGGGCGAAGGCGCUCCGCCGGCCAUCGGGAGCCUUGGAGGGAAGAGCUGACCCCGGCGGGCAGAAGUCUAACAAGGGAAGCCUUGGGAGUUAGCCUUGACCUGAAAUCUACAUAGCUCCUUAACUCUGCAACACAAUGUUCUCAGAGCAAGGUAUCCAGUCUGCACAGGGCCUCUUGACAUCCCCGUCUGCAGUGGCUUCCACCUUUGCCCGUGUGCCCAUUUCAACGUAUACGAACUGCUCCCAGAAUUUCAGGCUUGGGGAACGAAGUUUCAAUCGGCAAUAUGCUCAUAUCUAUGCUACACGCCUUAUCCAGAUGAGACCGUUAUUGGUGGACAGAGCCCGGCGUAAAUGGGGGAGCAACAUUACAGUGAAAAAGCUAUGCGAGUUGCAGAUCUCAGAGAAGUGUUGUGUGGUGGGAACACUCUUCAAGUGCAUGCAGCUUCAGCCUUCCAUCUUACGGGAAAUCAGUGAAGAGCACAACCUGCCUCCCCAUCCUCCCCGCCUCAAAUACAUUCACGAGUCAGAUGAACUGAUCCUGGAGGAUGAGCUGCAGCGGAUCAAACUUGAGGGAGAGAUACCGAUUGACAAGCUGGUGACAGGGACCAUCCUUGCCGUCUACGGUUCAGAGAAGGACGAUGGCAGAUUCCUUGUGGAAGAUCACUGCUUUGCAGAUAUGCCAACCCAGCUGCCUAUGAUGGGGCCCAACACAGACAAGUUUGUCUUGCUGGUGUCAGGCUUGGGCCUUGGUGGCAAGAGUGGAGACAGUCUCCUGGGCAUGCAGCUUCUGGUGGACAUGGUGACAGGACAGCUGGGCGCAGAGGGGGAGCAAUCCAGUGCGGCCCUAAUUUCUCGGGUCAUUCUGGCAGGCAACUUGCUUAGCCAGCAUACCCAGAGCAGAGACAACAUGAACAAGGCAAAAUAUCUCACCAAGAAGACUCAAGCAGCCAGUGUGGAAGCUGUAAAGAUGCUGGAUGAAAUUCUGCUGCAGCUCUGUAUGUCCAUCCCUGUAGAUGUAAUGCCAGGCGAGUUUGAUCCAACCAACUACACGUUGCCUCAGCAGCCCCUGCACCGCUGCAUGUUUCCUCUCUCGAAUGCCUACACCACCCUGCAGCUAGUCACCAACCCAUACCAGGCAAACAUUGAUGGAGUCAGAUUUCUGGGAACUUCAGGCCAAAACGUGAGUGAUAUUUUCAAGUACAGCAGCAUGUCUGAUUAUCUGGAAAUUCUGGAAUGGACCUUAAGGAUUGGGCAUCUCAGCCCCACAGCUCCAGACACUCUGGGCUGCUAUCCAUUUUACAAGACAGACCCCUUCAUCUUCAGCGACUGCCCUCAUAUCUAUUUCUGCGGCAAUGCGCCCUCCUUCAAAUCCAAGGAAGUCAAAGGGGAAGAUGGCCAGAAAGUCUUGUUGGUGACACUUCCUGAUUUCAGCUCAACAAAGACUGCUUGCUUGAUCAAUUUGUGUGAUCUCACUUGUCAGCCAGUUACUUUCUCGGCCUUUGGUGAUGAUGAUGAUGAAGAAGAAGAGACAGUGAUGGAGACUGCUGACUGAGAGACAGGGGCUUAGUUCUCCUUCCUGGAACUUGGGACUCAUCCCUGUUCCUACUUUUUACUGUUGAGUUUGACCUUUGAUUCAAUUAGAUAGGAAUACAAUAAAAUAUUCCAGUUUCCUUCACAUGUGUUUGGUCUUCAUGACCAAGAAUAAGAGGAAUUUCUUGUAUAAUUCAUUUUAUUCAAUGAAUACAACUGUUGGAAAAUCGAAAAGGCUCAAGGUAACCCUGGACUGCCUCCUGGGCGGCAGCUGCUUCAAACUCAUCCAUGAAUUUAGCAAAUCUCAAUCUUCCUUCUUGACUGUUGCAGUCAAGGCACCAGCUUUCCUUGAUGUUAGGAAGACCACAACAAAGUGAUACUGACUUUGUAACUGGGAGACAAUUAGGCUGUACACUUUGGGAAAAACCCAGAAUCCUAUGGGAUUCAAGCAUGACAAAAGUGACGGAAAGGAAGCCAUUUAUGCCUUGGAAACUUAAGCUGGUUGGCAUUUUGAUGUCAAAAAUAGAUAUAUAUAUAUUUUUCAAAUCAAUUUUCAACUUAAUCAAUUUUUGUUCUGGUUCUAGUUAUGUCUCUUAUUCUAUUCUUUAAGAGGUCUUUUCUUAAAUAGAACUGGAAAGAAAUUUGAGAUUUUCAUACAGCAGAUCCCU